UCUGUUGGUAAUGCCUCGGGGCUCCAGUAGGGGGAUCACGCUCCUCUUCCUCAUUCAAUACAGACGAGUGAAGGGAAGAGCUGCAUGUGUGUUUUCCUCAUCCUUCCCCGUUACUAUUCCCCUUUUUAAGCCCGGAGUUAUUAUUCCACUUGAAGGGGCAGCGUGGAUGGAGGGGGGUGAGAUAGGUCACCGAGCCGAAACGGCCAAGCCAGGUCGAGAGACGAGAGACAGCAGCACCCAGACUGAGAGCAGAGUACAAGGCCAUGGUCCCAGGUUAUCCCGGGUUAAUUUGUUUACCUUACUGAGUUUAUGGAUGGAGUUGUUCCCUCAGGAACAACAGGAAGAGGAUGAAACCAGUCAGAUCCGUGGGAUGGGUCUGGUGGUGGUGCAGGACAGUAAGGUGGUGGGAUUCCACUUUUCAGGAGUGGAGCUCCAUGCAGGACAGGCAGCCAUUAUCCAACAUGGCUCAUGCUUGGCUGACUGUCAGCUAUACUUCUCGAGGAGACCCUGUGCCACCUGCCUUAAGAUGAUCAUCAAUGCUGGAGUCAGUCAGAUCUCCUUCUGGCCCGGAGACCCUGAGGUCAGCGUGCUCAAAACCACGUCCAGAGACCAUUUGCACACUCACUCCCACAGUCAGCUUGUUUGCAUCACAGAGGAGGCCGUACUAGACGCCGUUGCAACCGAGACGUUGAAGUCCAACAGUCGUCCUCACAUCUGUGUGCUGCUGCAGCCACUGGCACCUGCACUAGCUCAGUUUAUUGAAGAGACAUCCAGAGACUGUGAUUUCAUGGAUAAAGUAGCCGAUGAUGAGCCAGGCCUGAACACAAAGGAACUCUUUAACAGAGAACGACUGAGGCACGUGAAGAAUUUUUCCAAACAGUUCCUUGUUGAGGUGCCUCAGCAGCAUCAGGAGAUUUUGAUGCACAUGGGUCUUGAUAAUUACUGUGUGGAGCCAUACUUCUCAAACCUGAGACACAACAUGAGGGAGCUGGUGGAGGUUCUCGCUACAGUGACUGCUGGAGUGCCACUGCAACACCAUGGAUUCUACAGAGAACAGUGUUCGACACCUGAGCCAUCACUCUCCAGGUCCUUCCUGCCUCCUCACUGUGAAGGAGUAUCACAAGAAGUGGCUCGUCAUUGCAUCAUCCAAGCCCGACUGCUGGCCUAUAGAACAGAGGAUCCCAAAGUAGGUGUGGGUGCUGUUAUUUGGGCCAGAGGACUCACGGCUGGCAGUGCUGGAAUGGGGAGUCUGUCCCUAGUGGGUUGUGGGUACAACGCUUACCCAGUAGGAUCACAGUAUGCCGAGUAUCCACAGAUGGACACCAAACAAGAAGACCGGCACAGACGUAAAUACAGAUUCAUUGUCCACGCGGAGCAGAACGCCCUCACCUUCAGGGCCAGAGACAUCAAAGCAGGAGAGCCCACCAUGUUGUUUGUGACUAAAUGUCCAUGUGAUGAAUGUGUACCACUGAUGAGAGGAGCUGGUAUCACGCACAUAUACACCACUGACCAGGACCGGAACAAAAACAAGGGAGACAUUUCCUACCUGAGGUUCAGCAGCCUGAACGACAUCAGCAAGUUGACAUGGCAGAGGAGCCCUUCAAUCAGCUCAUCUCCCUCUCAUAUUGCCAACGGUGGUGUUGGGAAGCACAGUCGACAGACUGAGCAGUCGAGCUACACCAACAAGAGACUGUGCAUCAAUAGAGUCCAUGACUCACCUUCUGUCAGCUGAGCAUCACCAAACAGAUGAAUCGAAACCCACAUGAUCAUAGUUUAUUUUAAUACGUGCCAUAGACUAGAUCAUUUCUGGUUAAAUUGAUAUAAUAUGAUUGUAGUCUUUGACUAUUAUUAUUAAUGUUGUUCAGAAACAAAAAUUUUCACCUGAAAUUCUACGUUUAUUUAAUGAUGACGAUUUAAUGACCAGAGGCUGCUUAAAAUAGAGCUUAGUGUUAGUGGUGUGUGAUUGGAGGACUAUGCACCAAGUCCUUUUCCAAACACUGGGUCAGGACCCACAGAUGGGUCGUGGGAGAUAUGUUUCUGGGCCCAAAAACAAAUUUGAAUAAUUUCCCCCAACUUUGGUUAAGAUUUUGGGGGUGGAGUGGCUCACAUUAGUGGUAGCAGUGUUUGGAAUUCUAGCUCUGGGUACUGGGCAUUUGGGUCAUGAUAGUUUGCCAUCUUCAAAAAGUGGGUCCCCCAUAGCAUGAAACUCACUGUGUGUUUGGCAGUGAGAGGUAAAAGUAAACAGAAAAGUGUACAACAAAGUGACCUCAGUGGGAGAUGAGCCACUAGAAUAGAAAACUGUGAUGCGGAGAUUUGUCAUUUAGUUGUUUUUAAAAGGUGGUGAAACUUAUUACUGUGUUAGAUGCAAAGACAUCAGUACAUUAUGUGUGUUUGCACAGGUUGCGAUGGAUCCUUUUAACUAGAUUCAACUGAAGUUUGAAAAUGUUUACAAACUGUAGUCUGUGUUAUAAUUGUUUUUAGUAUAUGAAUUGAACAAAGGCUUCAAAUACAUCAACUCUGUUUCUAGAUAUUGAUACUAGGAAGUAUCAAAAUGAACGUUAUCACUGGCAACAGACAGAGAUUUAUUUUCUUUUAGUGUCCACUCUUGGUAAUUUAUUUUUUUUUGGAAAAAAAAAAAGGACUUGUUUAAAAAGUCUGGUACUAAUAAACACGCUGUUCUAUAACUUCAUUGAAAAAAGGAGAGAAAGUAAAACUAAAUUCAGAGCGAGAGAAACAAGUGUCAGCUGUAGAGAAUACAGCAUGAUCCAUAGGCACACCGUUGGAACCACUACUAUUUAAAGAAUAAGUGAAAUUAAAAAUGUAAUGUAUAAGAGGUUUAUUAUGAAGAAUAAAGUGUAAACAAGUGACCCCACA
Molecule: messenger RNA, 2874 nt
Organism: Solea senegalensis (Senegalese sole)
Lineage: Eukaryota; Metazoa; Chordata; Actinopteri; Pleuronectiformes; Soleidae
Gene: cdadc1
Product: cytidine and dCMP deaminase domain containing 1
Exons: 12
Coding region: 11-1732 (573 amino acids)
Molecular function (GO): zinc ion binding; hydrolase activity
Source: RefSeq, a predicted model, not a curated record